ACAGUCAUGAUGAAGCUCGCCUUUCUGCUGUUCGCCCUGGUGGCCCUCUCCGAGUGCCUGCACAAGAUUCCCCUGAAAAAGGGAAAGACGGCGAGGGAGGUCCUGCAGGAGCAGGGACUGUGGGAGGAGUUUAGGAGGAGACACCCCUACAAACCUAUGGCCAAGUUUGCCAGCAACUUCGCCAACACUGAAAAGAUGACCAACGAUGCUGACCUUGUAUACUAUGGUGUCAUCUCCAUUGGAAACCCACCACAGUCCUUCACUGUAUUGUUCGACACUGGCUCCUCCAACCUAUGGAUACCAUCCGUCUACUGCUCCAGCGUUGCUUGCAGUAACCAUGCUAAAUUCAACCCAAAAGGCUCCAAAACUUUCAAGUCGACAUCUAAUUCGGUGUCCAUCCAGUAUGGGACUGGGAGCAUGACUGGAGUGCUGGGAUACGACACCGUUGAGGUUGCUGGGAUCAUCGUUCGCAACCAGAUCUUUGGUCUGAGUCAGACGGAGGCUCAAUUCAUGUAUUACAUGAAACCUGAUGGGAUCCUGGGACUUGCCUUCCCUUCACUUUCUUCUUCUGGUGCCACCCCAGUCUUCGAUAAUAUGAUGAGCCAGAGGCUGCUUUCUCAGGACCUGUUUUCCGUCUACCUGAGCAGCGAUAGUAACGAUGGCAGUGUGGUGAUCUUUGGUGGGAUCGACUCUUCAUAUUACACAGGUUCCAUUUACUGGAUCCCACUGUCUUCUCAAUCCUACUGGCAGAUCACCAUGAAAAGUGUGACUAUCAACAAAAAAGCUGUUGCUUGCAAUGGUGGCUGCCAAGCUAUUGUGGAUACCGGCACCUCCUACAUCGUUGGACCAAGCAGUGACGUGCAAAACCUCCUGAACUCUUUGAGGGCUUCUGUGGAUCAAAAUGGAGACGCAUUCGUGAACUGCAACAGCGUGGGAUCUAUGCCUGACCUGACCUUUACCCUUGGUGGAUAUGCCUUCAGUAUCCCUCCCUCUGCUUAUGUUUCUCAGACCAGCAGUGGAUGCAUGCUUCGCAUUAGUACCGGUGGCUUUGGCCAGCUCUGGAUCCUGGGUGACGUCUUCAUCAGAGAGUUCUACAGCAUCUUUGAUAGGGGCAACAAUCGAGUGGGUCUUGCUAAAGCUGUGUGA
Brienomyrus brachyistius is the source of this 1146-nucleotide messenger RNA. RefSeq names its product pepsin A-like. The record is from RefSeq and is a predicted model, not a curated record. Gene Ontology annotation, molecular function: aspartic-type endopeptidase activity. NCBI's taxonomy places the organism in Eukaryota, Metazoa, Chordata, Actinopteri, Osteoglossiformes, Mormyridae. The transcript has 9 exons. Gene Ontology annotation, biological process: proteolysis. The coding region runs from base 7 to 1146 and encodes 379 amino acids.